UAAUCAGUCCACUGGCAGCUCUUUUCCACGACGUGUUUACUUUCAGUUACGAAUUUCAGUUCGUAGCGACAUCGUUGACAGAUCCGCCAUGUAUAUUACAUUAAUAUUUAAAAGUAAAGAUGUCCGUAUCAGAAGUACAGCAGGUGGUGUGAAUAUGUACAGUUGUGAAUCGGUGUGAUAUUUUACUAGUUCGCGCCAUUACGUUUGCCCUGUUUAGUCGAUAAAUCGUUAUCGUCAAUAUUCACGGUGAUUAUACAGGUGUAAAGUUAGCGAGUGAUAAAAUGUUUACACUAUAUUUGUGCCAUGGAGUUUGUCUUGGAAUUUUAUAAUAUGUAUGUGUGUUAAAGUGACGUUUGAAUGUCAGUGAUAAUUAUUAUACCUAAUCAUGGAUCGACUUCGACAAAAGUCGAAAAAAGACAAACCGAUUAAAUAUAUGGAUAAAGAAAAACCCAACAUGUACAUUUCCGAUGCUAAAACGCUUAAAGAAAAUAUCAAGAUCACAGAAAUAUUAAGAACAGUUAAAAUGAAUAGCAGUAUGCGUAUUAAAGCACCACGGGGAAGUAAAGUAAUGCAAAAUAAAGAUUUCAGUGACAACGAUAGUUUCGGUGCCGUUAUAAAUGACGAUGGCAAACAGUGUCUUGAUUCUCUAAGUACAAGAAAUUCGCUCAUAAAUGAUAACAUAAUUAAUAUUAUCGAGGUGGCAAAUAAGAACUGCGUAAGUUGUAAUCAGGAGUCCAAUACAGAUAAGACAGGUGCCGAAUUAGACAAAACUAUAAGAGCAGAUGUCAGUGAAACGACCGAAAAUAAGACGAAUAGUCAAUUAGAUAAUUCAUCCAGUAAAUUAGUUAAUGGUGAUCUUGACAGGUCAAAUAGUAAUCAAAUUACACCAACAACAUCUAUAACAAAUGAAUAUUCAAAUUUAAAGUCUCGAGAACGAAAAUUAUCGUUAGAUCACACAAUGUUAAUGAGACGUGAUAGUUUAUCGCAAUCUGAAAUGGAUUUGCAUUCUAUAGGAAAAUCUCCAUUAGAAAGAAAAUCUUCAUUCUUUAGAAAGAAGUGGGAGAGUUUUAAAAAAAAUGCUUCUGAAUCAUUUAAAAAGCAAUCGCUAGGGAGAAGUCAAUCCCAACUGGAUCGAUGUGGGUCAGUGUCAGUCUCUAUGCAAUCAUUGAACGAAAAAUCUGAAUCAGAUAACACUGAUUGUUGUUUGAACAACAAUAACGAUGGCAGUGUUAGUAGUCUACAGUCAUCAGCGGCGGGACAAAGCAGCUCCAGCCUAUCGGUGAAUCAGGGAGAGCGUUUGAGUCCCUUACCUGGGGAACAAAAUUGCCUUCCAGGAAGUUUACCUAAUGGAGGGAUGUCUACAGGGAGUAUAAAUUGUUUGAACGAUACUUGUGGCUCAGAAAGUUUACUAAACUCCCGGGCUAUUUCCAUGAGUUCAGGUCUUGACACGGCAGUCAAGCGGCGUCGACGGAAAACCUCUCUUGCAAACAGAGUCACGUGGCUGGCGAGUGAAAAUAUGACCAAUUAUUUAAGAAAAGUUAUACCGGAUGAUACUUACACAAACAACAAAGAGACACCCAUGUGCCAUUCCUAUCAAGAUCUAGUCAGUAUUAGCAAGAAGAAGACUGACAACAAGGGUAGACGGCUCUCAUACCAGAGAGCAGUGUCCGGAGAAGAUCCUGUGCUACCUUCGCGUUACCAAGAAAGUGGCUUGCGGAGGCGACCACUAAUACCUGAGGAUUCUGAGGCUGACUAUGAGCUAUCCAACCUGCUGGCAGAAUUCACGAAGAACGGAGUUCCACCGCUGAAGGGUUUCUGCGUCGCCAAUGUACACGACGAGGCAUUGAGAUACGUCUUUUGGGCCGAGAACCCACAGAACUUAGAAGAGCUUUACGACAUAAAGAAGUUAUCUCCGAAUGAAGAGGCGCGACAGGCGGUUAUAAGAGAACUUAUAGUCACCGAGGCCGACUAUAUCAGACACUUGAUGGCAAUCGUUGAGGUCUUUAUAGCCGCCGCACACGCAUUACAAGAUAGCGGCAAAUUACUGGAAGUGGACACAGAACGUCUGUUUUCUAACAUCCCAGAUGUUUUGAACGCCAGUUUGUACUUUUGGGAAAUCACAAUCUACCCCAUGCUGCUUGACUCUGCUGAGAAAUCAGCACCUUUCAAUACUGAGUUCAUGGCCCAAGGAUUCUGCCGUUUCCGCGAUCUUUUCCAGCCUUACGAGAAAUAUGUGAGCGAGCAAACCAAAGCAUUAGACUACCUUCGCUCCCUCUCGUCCAACUCUGAUUUCAUGAUGUAUCUGACUUGGUGCCACAGCCAAAAAUCUUGCAACAGACUCCAACUGUCGGAUAUAAUGGUUAAACCGAUGCAGCGUUUAACCAAAUACAGUCUCAUUUUGAGGAGAGUCAUAGCCCAUACAGAUGCCGAGCCGGAGCGAACAUCGCUAAUUGCAAUGGAAUCUUUCUCCAAAAAUUAUGUAUUGGAUCUGAACCGCUCUAUCCGGCAACGCGAGGAACUAGAGAGAUUGGAAGCCCUCGCCAACUCUAUCGAUGCGUACGAGCUUGAUUUCAAAGACGAAGAUAUGGAUAAAUACUUCCGCCAGUACGCACAGUUAAAUCUAAAGGCUCCGAUGGUUAACUGUCUGCCAAGUCACAGCAGAACUCUGAUCCACCAAGGCGAUCUUCGUUUCAAGGACAACAUUAAUCCCAAAGAGAUCGAAGUUCGCGUCGUUCUUCUAACUGAUAUGCUGUUGGUCUGCAAAAAACAAUUAUCCAAGAACAGCGCAUACCCAUUCAAGCUAAUUAGGCCUAAAUAUAUGGUGGACAAGUUGCUGCACUUCCCAAAAUGUAAUCGGAACAGCAAGGAGAUAUCUGCAUUGAUAUUUGUAAUGCUUGAUGAUGUCGGCUCUGCAACACAUGCGUUUUCUCUUUCCGAGACCAACAAAGAUCCUAAUUCUCAAGGAGGACUCAAGCUGUGGGAACAGAAAGUGAAAGAAGCUAAGUUGACUUAUGAACUUGGCGUAUGGUUUGCCAAGAACCCCUCGCGUGAUCUUUCUGAAGUAGAAAUGGACUCGUCAUCGGAUUAUGGUGCCAGCGGCGCCAACGGCACUAAACCGAGUUCGGACGACGUGAACAUUGAAAGAGAAGCUCGCGAGCGUGUUGCUGCAAUGUUACACCGCAGCAUGGGCGCAUCAACCGACUAUGAUUUCUCACAAGCUUCAAUGACCACAGACUCUUUUGAUGGAGAGGCAUCAGGCACUAGCGCCGGGGCGAGGUCUGGCGCUCACAGUCUGCGCCACCCGAUGCACCGCAACUCCACCGGCGGCAGCUCACGCAAUUCGAGGCUGUCCAGUUUCCAUCAGUCCACCAGCGCGGCUUCCCACGACGAGCCGCAGGCCGGGCCCAGCAAACAUAAUUACAGAGCCGGUAGCUCCGUGGAACACCUCAUACCACCUUUCAAUCCUGAAGAUGCUGUAACUUCGAUCACUGUGAAUGUGGUGAGCGAGAGUGAAUCGGAAACUGUGGUCCCCGCACAACCAGCGCCGCAACCAGGGCCUUCCAAGCCCCCGUCGCCGAAUAAGCUGACUCUACGCAGCUCGAGCUCCAGCCACAACACUCUGAGGGUGCAGCCGCAGAACAGCGCCAUGGCAUUGGUGCACAGCCUGCCGGACCUCACUAUAGAUCCAUCGCCACCGAGGCCCGUGCACCCGCCCAACACACAGUCGGCAUCUGAGAAACUGUACCAAUCGCAUCAGGAGUUGCUGCAACGCAAUCGCUUGUCUGCAUCGCAACAUCACCAAUACCUGAGCCCGGACCAUCGCGGCACCAGUUACCCACCACCAAGUCCAACCAGGGCAUCAUUAAAGCGCGGAUUGGCAUUUUCGUAUUCAUUCAAGAACCCACCGCUCUCUAAGAUGGGACACGUCAACAGUCAGUCACAAUUGCAGGCCGAAGCUGGCCCCUCUACCAGUCAACAAGCAAAAGCACAGAAUGAAAAGGCGUCAACAAGUGCCCCAGUAGCAGGUCCAAGUUCAAGCAAUGAUAAAGGAGAUAAGAAGUCAAAACAUGUUAGCAGCAGUUCCUUCUUCAGCUCGGGCGGCUGGCACUCCAAAAUCGAGGGAUGACAAAUAAGAGGCUGGCGGGUGAUGACGUUUACAAGGAACAAGGGUGGCGGUUCCCUGAGCCCGAACCGCAAAGAGGAUAAGGGCGACUGACAGCGGCGCCGGCGCAGGUCGCGACAUUGAGUGCAGAGGAUUAGAUCACAACUACACAAGCUUUACAGAUGGUGCUGUCGUUGAGGGUUCGCCUGACAAGGCCAAAAUUAACAUUUAUUAAAAGAUGCUAUAUUUGAUACAAAGAAGUUUAUAUGCCCUUGCGGUGUUAGUGCAUAGUUUCAGCAUAAAAAUGAGAUGUGAUGGACAAUGGAAAUUAUAGUUAAAAAUAUAGAGUAUAAUUAUAUUGUUUAUUACAAUUUAUUUUUGGUUUGGAAAGAUACAAAAUUAUUGUAAAAUUUAAUUGAUCAUAUUUUAUUAAGUAGAUUAAUUAAUUUAUGAAAUGUUGAAAUUAACUCAAUGAAAAUUAUCGAAAUAUUUUAAUAUUGUUAUUGAUUAUCAUCAUAUAUAUAUAUAUAUAUAUAAAUAUAAAUUAUAAACGAUUUACAUCUAUCAUAUUAGAAAACAUUAAUCGUAAUAUAAUAGAGUACUUUAAUGUUAACGCUCACAUAGUCAGAUUUGACCAUUAUUAGUGAGUGAUUUUAUGUUAGCUACAUAAUGAAAAUGUUGUAUUUUGUGAAACAGUAGCCGUUUACUUAGAUGUUUUAGCCGUUCAACAAUUCAAAAUAAAAAAAAAUAUAUCGUACUUUCUAAGCUACCAACGUCUACGAAGUAGAAUUAAGUAACUACAUGGUAAAACCUACAUUCCUACAUUUAAAGAUGACUGUACAUCAUCACAAUUCAGUAUUUCUACUUGCUAUGUAAUUUGUACCUGUCUUUAGAAUUCCAUAUUUGUACUAUAAGGAUUUUAUACCAAACUUUCUUUAUACCUAUACCUGUAGGUACGGAACUAGUUGUUAUUAUAUUUAAUAAUAUGUUCAAAAUGUAACUUAUUAUAUAGUUUUUUAAGAUGAUGAAGAGAGACACUAAUAGGAGCUUGCAGUUAUUGCGUUUCUAUUAAAAAUACCAUUUUAUUUUAAUGUUAGUGGCAGUCAGGAACUGCAGUAACUACUAAGUACAUUAAAAUACUUUCACGUUUACGGACUCUAAAUGAGACAAAAGUUUCGUUGUUAUUACAACUUGCACCAUUGAGUGUCCGUGAACGCUUUAAUGUUUACCUAAAUAAAACCGCACUAAUAGAUAUAAAAGUUACAUCGAAUCGAACGAGUAUCCUAUAGUUAAUUUAAUAGUUCAGGAAAAUAUAUGUUAAUUAUAAUACAUUGAUGUCAAUAGGUAUUAUAGACCACUACAUACACGUAGGUAUGUUGUCGUUGUGUCAUCUAAAAUUAAACAUUUGUAGAUACAAUAAUCUUAUAUACUGUCAAUAUUUGUUUCCUGUUUACACUACAUAUAUAAUAUAAGAAUAAAGAAUAUUGAAUACCUAUAGAAGUUGUAAGCAUGGCAGAACUAUCAACUGCAAAUUCUAUAGAGAUGAAAUAUUUUAGUUUAUCAUUUCCUUUAUCGAUGUUGUUGAAGUUGUCUACACUUUAAUAUUCCAGUUACAUAUAUAAUUAUUAGCUCAGCUUUGACGUCGUAAAAACGGUGUGUAUUUUAUAGUUCGAUUUUAAAAUAAGGUUUCAUUCAUUUCCAUCGUAAACGGCAACGCAUUUAGAGCGUUCAUACGGAUACUUACAAAUGGUUGCAAUUAUCUGUCAAUUAUCAAAAAUAAUUGAACAAUUUUCAGUACUUCUAUAAUUAUGAUUAUUUCAAAAAGUAUUCUGAUAACAAUCAGAAUUAUUAAUCGUGCAAUAAGAAGUAUGAGGUUAGUAAACUAUUACUUAUUUGAGUGUUAAUAAGUUAUUAUUGAAAAUUUGAAUUUUGAUACCAAAAAAUACCUACUUAAAAACUUCAUAAGUAAAAUAUUAACUAACUGCAAUGUUUUAGUGUUACAUUUAUAUAUAAUUUUUUCUAUAAUUAACAUUUAAGUUACCUAUCUGAAAAAAAAAUUAAGUAAUCAAUUUGGAAAACUGAACAGUAUUCAAUAGUUUCUAAUAAAAUUAUGGACAAUUCCGACGUCGCCACAGUGCUGUAAGCUUCGGUAUAAAUGCUUUUAACCACGACAAUUAUAAUCAUCAUCUAAGAGAUUUUAAAUAUUUACCUACUUUAUAAAAUCAGUAGAUGUCUAGCAUAAGAAAUAAUUAUGAUACCUAAUAGGAAAGCUUGUUAAACUUAAAUAUUCCAUCUCUCUUUAUUACUUCCAAUUGUGACCUGAAAAAUCUAACAUUCACAUAAGUACUUGUUGUUAACGACAUCUAUAUAAUUAUCAUCUUGAUUAAUAUCUGUCGUACUAUCUUUAUCGAUGUAAUAAAAUUAAGAUUUUAAAUGAUAUACCUACCGAUAGACAACGAGUAUUAUCUACUGGCUAAGCAAUGAGGAGACUGUCAUUGUCCACUCAUGGCUUAGAAUAUUCACACCACCAUUGAUAGGAUUCUGUAGAACGAGAGAGUAUUGUUCGUAUAAGAAGUCUGUAGAGCAAGAGAGUUACCAUCUAAAUCUCUUGCCGAUAUAAUAAGAUCUUUUAGAAUAGAAUAGAUUUAUCUAUGUGAAUUGUUCAAUGUGAGUUGUUCAAUGUGAGCUGUUCAAUGUAAGUUGUUCAAUGUGAGUUGUUCAAUGUAUGUUAUUCUAUGUGAGGUAUUCAAUGUAUGUUAUUCAUGUUGUUACUAUAUUGUAUGUUCAACUUUAACGGAUAAAAAUUCCUUGUAUGAACAGGUCAUCGAAAUAAAAAGUUUGACAUUUUUUGACAGCUUUUUGAGGGUAUAGGUCUUGAAAUAUGUAAUUGUACAUAUUUUAGUAACAUGACAAAGUAAAAAUAUAUAAAACGAUUAAUACAAUCGAUAAGGGUAUUAAUUUCACGUAGCACGUCCUCGCGAGGAGGGAAGGCAUCCUGCUCUGCCUUCGGGAUGUCGCUCGCGCACCUCUCAGAUUCCCGGUAACAUAAUGCCGCUAAUACGGCCAUAUUAGUAUGCUUCGUCCUAGAAGCCCAAAGAUACUGACAUUACCUGAAACUUAUGUAUGUGGAAGAGAUUUAGGGCGCUCCACAUCUGCCAGACUCUUGGGCCGUGUCUGCCAUGUAGAAGGGAUUUACGGUGCUUCCACACCUGUCAGAAUUUUGUUCAGAAUAUUCAUCAAAUUACAAUUGUCACUCUAUGAGUGCUGACAUUGGAUGUAAUGUGCAACUCCUUCCAUGCUUUUGCACAUGUAACAACCAUGAUCGAACCUCUCACCAACCAACGUGAGAUCAUUUAUCAUCGGCCUCUCACCAGCCACCGUGAGAUUAUUCAACAUCACCCUUUCACCAGUCAACGAGAUUAUUCAUUAUCACUCACUCACCAACCAACGUGAGAUUAUUUAUCACCAACCUCUCACCAGCCAACGCGAGAUUAUUCAUUGUCAACCUCACACCAGCCAAAGUGAGAUUAGUUAUAUCCACUCUCACACCAGCCAACGUGAAAUUAGUUACCUUCACCGUCUCACCAUCCAACGUGAGAUUAUUCGUCACCAGUAUCUCAUCUACCAACACGAAAUAAUUUGUCACAAGCUACGUAAGAAUAUUUAUCACCGGCCUUUCACAAGGCACUAUUAGGUUAGCUAUCUCCACUCUCUCAACAACCAACGUGACAUUAUUCAACAUCACCCUCUCACCAGCCAACGUGAUAUAAUUUAUCUCCACCCUCUCACCAGCUAAUAUGAGAUUAUUCUUGCCAAUCUCUCACCAGUCAACGUGAGAUAAUUUAUCACCAGCUUCUUACCAGCCAACAUGAGAGGAUUUAUCACCAGUCAAAGUGAGAUUAGUUACCUUCACCCUCACAUCAGCUUACGCGAGAUUAGUCAUCUCUACCCUCUCACCAAGCAACAUGAGAUUAUUCAUCGUCUACCUCCUAUAAACCAACGUGAGAUUAAUUAUCUCUACCCUCACACCUGCCAACGUAAGAUAAUUUAUUACUAGUCUCUCACCAACCAAUAUGAGAAAAUUUAUUACCAGCUUCUCACUAGGCAACUUGAGACUAUUUUUCACCUAUACUUCACAUAACACUAACAGUCUGUAGCCUAAAAAUCAGAUAGUAUUGGAGUCGUUCCAGUGACUAUUCACUACAUUUCUAAGCGCUCUCUUUGUGGUAACCAAAGACUUACACCAAUUCCAACACCAGCAUAGAUAAAGAUUCUAUCUAGUCACUCUUAAAAUUCAUGAUGCCCUAAAUUAGAUUCCCCAGGUUAUUAUAUGUAUAGAUAUUUUGAAAUUGCUUCCAAGAUUGUUUUAGGUAAUAUGCCCUACCUUCGCUUGCUUACUUCUUCCUCUCCAAAUUUCAAUCUCAAACAAUAUCUUCGAUAUGUCAACAAUAUCUUCAAUAUGUCAAAUCUACUUCUUAACAUGACUUCCUUAUGUACUAAAAUAAGAAUGAGAUGGAAACUGAACCUAGUUCUGGAGUUCAAGACAUUUGAACCUUCCGCAUAUUCCGUAGAGGAAAGUAGCCUGAUGACACUGAUUCCAAUUCUGACACAGUCACUACAACUACAAGACUAUCGUGACCUUGCCAAUAUAUUUUAUCUCCACUUCCUUGGUUUUAAUUAUUUAUGUAUGUUGCAAGUUUUUGGGUAAAAUACCACCGUUGUGUUAGUACAUGUACGGGAUGUGAUACGCGCACUCCUCAACUUCCCGAUGAUAUAAUGCCGCUUACAAUAUAGAACUCUACAUACUCUUACAAUACGUUAUUUUUUUAAUUGGCCUUCAUGUUGCUCUUUUUAAAAGUUCUAGUUUUCGAUUUUGUAUGAUUACAAAUUAUCAACAUAGGCAAUAUACUAACAUAAAGUUUAAGAUAUUGUUGCUGUAUUUGGCAUAAAUGGGCCCCCCUCCCACACCACCUAAUUGUGUUUCUACUGAAAAUAAAUCAAACAAAUCAACUUGACGUUCACUAUAGAUAAUUUUUAAAUCAUUUUACAAUUAUGUCUUCGAUUAAUACUAAUUAGAUUACGCCGAUUUGGUAUGUAUUAUACGGCGUAAAAAAACUAUCUAUAAUUUAAAUUGUUCAUUGCAAUGAUGCAAUUAAUAUAUCAUGAAUUUAUCAUCUGCAAUCAAGAUUUAUGAAUACCUUAAUUGCAAACGAUAAAGCACAGUUUUGUUUGUAUCUAAAUAAAAAAAAAAUAAGAACAUACCUACUAUACGAGUAUCAGGUGACGCAAUUGUUGUUUAAGUUUUUUUUCGUAGUUGAUAUUAAUGAACAAAACUAUGUGCACUCUUUCUGUUAUGAAUAUUUACUAAGAACUUAUUGCAAAAAAAUAUAUGGUUGCAGAUUGCAGGGUCUGCAUAUUUUCACUUCUUUCACUCCCACAAAUGGUUGGUACUUAUUCAUACUGCAUUUCGUAAUUUAUCUAUUCUGAAAUGUAACCAAAAUGUUUCAUGUAGUUUCUGACUAUCAAUAAAAAUAUGGAUGUGA
Messenger RNA from Galleria mellonella (greater wax moth), 9645 nucleotides. RefSeq lists its product as uncharacterized. Gene Ontology annotation, biological process: Rho protein signal transduction; endothelial cell migration. NCBI's taxonomy places the organism in Eukaryota, Metazoa, Arthropoda, Insecta, Lepidoptera, Pyralidae. Gene Ontology annotation, cellular component: axon; endocytic vesicle; plasma membrane. The record is from RefSeq and is a predicted model, not a curated record. The transcript is spliced from 24 exons. Gene Ontology annotation, molecular function: guanyl-nucleotide exchange factor activity. Bases 386 to 4126 code for a protein of 1246 amino acids.